This is a messenger RNA of Salvia miltiorrhiza (redroot sage), 2331 nucleotides long. RefSeq lists its product as uncharacterized. Lineage: Eukaryota; Viridiplantae; Streptophyta; Magnoliopsida; Lamiales; Lamiaceae. The transcript has 3 exons. The record is from RefSeq and is a predicted model, not a curated record. The coding region runs from base 1 to 2331 and encodes 776 amino acids.
AUGGCUGAUAGCACGCGUUUGAAGGAGCUGCACGAGGCACAAAAGAAAAUGGAUCAGUUGUUACAAGCUGAGUUACUACAAAGGACAGUCACUGAGGAAAGAAUGAAAGAAUUGAUCGCGGGCCUUGAUCAAAAGGUUGAUGCGAAAUAUGAUCAGCUAUCUAACAUCAUGGGAGACAUUAGGCGACAACUCCAAGCUAUAGGGCCGAACAAGGAGAGUUCCGGGUCUAUUUUGGGGCCAAGUCCUGGAUCUAUCAGGAAGGAAGGUAACCAUGCUAGAAACACCGCAUUUACCUCUAAAAUUAGGAGUGAUUAUUCCUCCCCAUCUAGUUUCAAUUCUGGAAACACUGUGCACCGAAUAGAUUUUCCAAAGUUCAAUGGUACCAAUCCCAGAGGGUGGAUUCUCAAAUGCAACACUUAUUUCAAACUAACUGCGGCCAUGCCUGAUGAAAAUAUGAUCCAACUCUCUGUUCAUAAUUUUGAGGGUAAGGCUUUACAAUGGCUACAGAAUUUUGGCUGUGAGAAUUUAUUUUCUAUCACUUGGGAACAAUUUAUGGAUGUUGUUGCGGCUAGAUUUGAAGAUCUAAAUGAAGGAAUGAUAGUGAUGGAAUUUAAGAACCUUAAGCAGGUUGGUACCUAUGAAGAAUAUGUUGAGAAAUUUGAAGAACUAAGGGCAUGUUUACUGUUGAGCAAUCGCAUGACUUAUUCUGAAGAAUACUCCAGUGCAAGUUUUAUUAGUGGUAUAUUAGAGGAGUUACAAGGGCUAAUGUUACUGUUUAAACCUAAGACUUUGAUUGAAGCCAUAGAGAUAGGGAAUUUCACAAAUCAGGUUACCAGCUACAAGAGGCCUGAAAGGGGUGGGACAACAAACAAGCUUAAUAACCAAGGAAACAGUAAAACACCUGUCAAGAUACUCACUGCUGCAGAGAUGGCAGUUAGGAGGGAGAAGGGGCUCUGUUUUAACUAUGAUGAGAAGUUCUUUGCAGGGCAUAAAUGCAAGCACAAAUCAUUUUAUAUGGAAAUGACUGAGGCACAGGAGCUAGCCUACUUACAACAUGAAGAAGAUACUGUGGAAGUGCAAAUUGAUGAGAAUGAACCUAUGGAGGAGGUGCAUGUUAAUUUGCACUCUAUGGUGGGAGGUGUCAGUUCUAAAACAAUGAGGGUCAUUGGAAAAAUUGGAGAUUCCCCAAUCAGAAUACUUCUAGACACUGGUAGUACAUUGAGCUUUUUACAAGAGAAAUUUGCUAAGAUGAUUGGUGUUAAGCUGGAGCCUGUUUCUCCUAUCUUAAUCAAAGUUGCUAAUGGGCAGAAGUUGAUUAGCAAAAAGAGGGCGGCUGACUUAUCUUGGGAAGUACAGGGACAUCGAUUUACUUACUCACCUAGGGUGUUGGCCAGUGAUGGGUAUGAUCUAAUACUGGGGAGUGACUGGCUGGAGUACUGCUCUCCUAUCACCUUGGAUUACAAGGGUAUGACCUUUACAGUGCAUCAAGGUUCACAGAGGAUUAAACUAAGGGCAAAAACUGACCAAGCCAGAUUUAAGGAUGUCUUAUCACAUAGUUUGUACCACAUGAUGCAUUACCAUCUAGAUGAGGUGGAAGAGAUUUACCUGGUGGAUUGUCAGCAGGCAUUAGUUGGGAAAUCCAACAUUACCCCUGAACUAGAGCAUCUUCUGAGGGAGUUUCAUGAUAUCUUUGCAGAACCUCAGGGCCUUCCACCUGUAAGAAGUACUGAACAUCAGAUCCUACUCAAAUCAAGGAGUGUCCCAAAGCAUCAGUAUCCUUAUAGGACUUCCCACAGCAACAAAAAUGAGAUUGAAAAAAUUGUUCAAGCAAUGUUUGAAGCAGGGAUUAUCCAACAUAGUAAAAGUCCAUUCGCUUCUCUAGUGAUUUUAGUAAAGAAAAAGGAGGAUGGGUCAUGGAGGAUGUGUGUUGAUUAUAGGUAUCUAAAUUCUCUCACUGUGAAGCAUGACUUCCCCAUUCCUCUCAUUGAUGAGUUAUUGGAUGAGCUUCACGGGGCUAAGUUUUUCUCAAAACUUGAUCGAAGAUCGGCUACUUUUCAGUCUCUAAUGAACCAGGUUUUUCAACCUUAUUUGAGAAGGUUCGUCUUGGCAUUCUUUGAUGAUAUAAUUGUAUACAGUAAAACCGAGGGGGAGCAUCUACUUCAUCUCAGGCAUGUCUUAACUGUUAUGAGAGAACAAUCAUUGUUUGCUAAAGGGAGUAAAUGCCAGUUUCAUAGGAGUGAAAUUGAAUACUUAGGGCACAUUAUAUCUGGUGAAGGAGUUGCAACUGACCCAAGCAAAAUAGGGAGCAUGGUCAAUUGCCUACACCAAUGA